GAAGCGGGUCGAACUCGCCUAGCGCAACCGCCGUCACGCGGACUAAAUAGGUACCGCAGCGUCCACCGCGUCGGAGGAAGAGACCAUGUUCUUCGGUGGUCCGGGAGGCAUCCCGUUCGGCAUGGACGACAGCGGCAUGCCCGGGGGCAUGGGGGGCAUGGGCCGCCAGCGCGAGCCCGCGGACACGACGGCGCUCUACGAGGUGCUCGGCAUCCAGAAGUCGGCGUCGGCGACGGAGAUCAAGAAGGCGUUCCGCAAGCUGGCCCUGAAGAAGCACCCCGACAAGGGCGGCGACCCCGAGGAGUUCAAGAAGAUCCAGGCGGCCUACGAGGUCCUCGGCGACGAGGAGAAGCGCGAGAAGUACGACAAGUACGGCCUCGAGGGCCUCGAGGCCGGCGACAUGCCCGAGGGCGGCAUGGACGUCUUCGACCUCUUCUUCGGCGGCGGCCGGCGGCGCCGCGGCGGCGGCGGCGGCAAGCGCAAGGCCGAGGACACGGUCUACCCGCUCAAGGUGUCCCUCGAAGACCUCUACAACGGCAAGACGGCCAAGCUCGCGAUCACGCGCAGCGUGAUGAAGGGCGAGCCCAAGAAGUGCACGACCUGCAAGGGCCAGGGCGUCGUCGUCCAGAUGCGCCAGAUCGGCCCGGGCAUGGUCCAGCAGCUCCAGACGCGCUGCCCCGACUGCCCGCCGGGCAGCGGCGGCUACCGCGUGAACAUGAAGAAGGAGCGCCAGGUCCUCGAGGUCAACGUCGACAAGGGCGCGUCCCACAACACGAAGCUCCGCUUCUCCGGCAUGGGCAACGAGUCGCCCAACGCCGAGCCCGGCGACGUCGUCUUCGUGCUCCAGCAGAAGGAGCACGCGUCGUUCAAGCGCAAGGGCGCGGACCUCCUCAUCCAGAAGGACAUCUCCCUGUCGGAAGCCCUCUGCGGCUUCAAGUUCGUCGUCCGCCAGCUCGACGGCCGCCAGCUCCUCAUCCAGUCCAAGCCGGGCCAGAUCGUCCGCCCCGAGGUCCAGCAGGGCGUGCCCUACGUCAUGUGCGUCGACGGCGAGGGCAUGCCCAAGCACGGCAACCCCUUCGACAAGGGGCGCCUCUUCGUGCUCUUCACCAUCAUCUUCCCGCCGAACUACUCCCUCGGCGAGGACCAGGUCGCGCUGCUCAAGCAGGCGCUGCCCAAGGCGCUCAACGACGAGCCCUACGACGAGAACGAGAUCGAGGACGCCAUUCUCGAGGAGAUCAACCUCGACGAGCUCGGCAAGGGCCAGGGGGCCACGGGCGAGGAGGAGGAGGACGACGACGAGGCCGGCGGCAACGGCCAGCGCGUCCAGUGCGCCCAGUCCUAGGGCGCGCGGCCCGCGCGCGCGGCCGCCCCGCGCCCGAACCCCCGACCCCCGCCCGCGGGGGCCCGCGAGGGCCCGCGCGGGUCCCCCCCGCCUUUAACACACACUCUCCGCCCG
Molecule: messenger RNA, 1456 nt
Organism: Aureococcus anophagefferens
Lineage: Eukaryota; Pelagophyceae; Pelagomonadales; Pelagomonadaceae
Exons: 3
Coding region: 86-1342 (418 amino acids)
Biological process (GO): protein refolding
Cellular component (GO): cytosol; cytoplasm
Molecular function (GO): Hsp70 protein binding
Source: RefSeq, a predicted model, not a curated record